Messenger RNA from Echinops telfairi (small Madagascar hedgehog), 5742 nucleotides. It is a transcript of the gene DOCK3, whose product is annotated as dedicator of cytokinesis 3. Gene Ontology annotation, biological process: small GTPase-mediated signal transduction. Gene Ontology annotation, cellular component: cytoplasm; plasma membrane. The transcript is spliced from 51 exons. The record is from RefSeq and is a predicted model, not a curated record. Bases 1 to 5742 code for a protein of 1913 amino acids. Gene Ontology annotation, molecular function: small GTPase binding; guanyl-nucleotide exchange factor activity. Lineage: Eukaryota; Metazoa; Chordata; Mammalia; Afrosoricida; Tenrecidae.
AUGUAUGUGUUUGCUUUUCUAGUGAUAUGCAGCUUUCGAGGAUCUGUCCCUCAAGGCUUGGUCCUAGAAAUUGGAGAAACAGUCCAGAUUCUUGAGAAGUGUGAAGGUUGGUACAGAGGUGUGUCAACAAAGAAGCCAAAUGUAAAGGGGAUAUUUCCUGCAAAUUACGUUCACUUGAAAAAGGCGAUUGUCAGUAACAGAGGGCAAUAUGAAACUGUGGUUCCACUGGAAGACUCUAUUGUGACCGAGGUCACAGCUACACUCCAAGAAUGGUCCAGUCUGUGGAAACAACUGUACGUGAAACACAAAGUAGAUCUUUUCUACAAACUACGCCAUGUGAUGAAUGAGCUAAUUGACCUGCGAAGGCAGCUACUAUCGGGCCACCUGACUCAAGACCAGGUGCGGGAAGUGAAACGGCAUAUCACCGUGCGUCUGGACUGGGGUAACGAACAUUUGGGCCUGGACCUGGUACCUCGAAAGGACUUUGAAGUAGUGGACUCGGAUCAGAUUAGUGUCUCGGACCUCUAUAAAAUGCACCUAUCUAGCCGGCAGAGUGUGCAGCAGAGUACCUCCCAGGUGGAUACGAUGCGGCCCCGUCACGGGGAAACCUGUCGGAUGCCGGUGCCACAUCACUUCUUCCUGAGCCUGAAAAGCUUUACCUACAACACCAUUGGGGAGGACGCAGACGUCUUCUUUUCCCUGUAUGACAUGAGAGAAGGCAAGCAGAUCAGUGAGCGGUUUCUGGUGAGACUGAACAAGAAUGGUGGGCCAAGGAACCCAGAGAAGAUAGAACGAAUGUGUGCCCUUUUUACAGAUCUGAGCAGCAAAGAUAUGAAGAGGGAUUUAUAUAUAGUUGCCCAUGUGAUCCGAAUAGGCCGGAUGCUCCUGAAUGACUCAAAGAAGGGCCCCGCGCACCUGCAUUACCGGCGACCCUAUGGCUGUGCGGUACUGAGCAUCCUGGACGCCCUGCAGCCCCUCGCAGAAGUAAAGGAAGAAAAGGAUUUUGUGCUUAAGGUGUACACGUGCAACAAUGAAAGCGAGUGGCCCCAGAUCCACGAAAACAUCAUCCGGAAGUCCAGCGCCAAGUACUCGGCCCCCAGCGCCAGCCAUGGUCUUAUCAUUUCUCUGCAGCUUCUCCGUGGAGACAUGGAGCAGAUGCGGAGAGAAAGCCCCAUGAUAUUCAGUAGGGGAUUGGCCGUCACAAGGAAACUGGGAUUUCCUGAUGUCAUCAUGCCAGGUGAUAUCCGCAACGACCUCUACCUGACCCUGGAGAAGGGGGAUUUUGAGAGAGGGGGAAAGAGCGUGCAAAAGAAUAUCGAAGUCACCAUGUAUGUGCUCUACGCAGACGGAGAAAUCUUAAAGGACUGCAUCAGCUUGGGGUCGGGAGAGCCCAAUAGGAGCUCCUACCACUCCUUCGUCCUCUACCACAGUAACAGCCCUCGCUGGGGGGAGAUCAUCAAACUGCCCAUCCCCAUCGACCGUUUCCGCGGCUCCCAUCUGCGCUUCGAGUUCAGACAUUGUUCCACCAAGGACAAAGGGGAAAAGAAGCUCUUUGGCUUUGCGUUCUCUCCCCUGAUGCGGGACGACGGUACCACGCUCUCUGAUGACACCCAUGAGCUCUACGUGUACAAGUGUGAUGAGAACAGCACAUUUAACAACCAUGCGCUGUACCUGGGCCUGCCCUGCUGCAAAGAAGACUACAACGGCUGCCCCAACAUCCCCUCCAGCCUCAUCUUCCAGCGCAGCACCAGAGAGUCCUUCUCCAUCUCCACCCAGCUCUCCUCUACCAAACUCACCCAGAACGUGGAUCUCCUAGCUCUGCUGAAGUGGAAGGCCUUCCCGGACCGAAUUAUGGAUAUCCUAGGGCGACUUCGGCAUGUGAGUGGGGAGGAAAUUGUUAAGUUUCUGCAGGACAUCCUAGAUACGCUCUUUGUGAUUUUGGAUGACAACACAGAGAAGUACGGCCUGCUGGUUUUUCAGUCUCUGGUGUUCAUCAUCAGCCUGCUCCGAGACAUCAAGUAUUUCCACUUCCGGCCGGUGAUGGACACGUACAUCCAGAAGCACUUUGCUGGAGCCCUGGCGUACAAAGAGCUCGUUCGCUGUUUGAAGUGGUACAUGGACUGCUCAGCAGAACUGAUCCGGCAGGACCACAUCCAGGAAGCCAUGCGGGCCUUGGAGUACCUUUUCAAGUUCAUCGUCCAGUCCCGUAUCCUCUACUCCCGGGCCACCUGUGGGAUGGAGGAGGAGCAGUUCCGGUCCAGCAUCCACGAGCUUUUCCAGUCCAUCCGGUUUGUGCUCAGUCUGGACAGCAGGAACUCUGAAACACUCCUGUUCACUCAGGCCGCACUCCUGAACUCUUUCCCCACCAUCUUCGAUGAGCUGCUGCAGAUGUUCACCGUGCAGGAGGUGGCCGAGUUCGUGAGAGGGACACUGGGGAGCAUGCCCAGCACUGUGCACAUCGGGCAGUCCAUGGACGUGGUGAAGCUGCAGUCCAUCGCCAGGACUGUGGACAGCCGCCUGUUCUCCUUCUCCGAGUCCCGGCGCGUCCUGCUCCCCGUGGUCCUCCAUCACAUCCACCUGCACCUCAGACAGCAGAAGGAGUUGCUGAUCUGCUCGGGGAUUCUAGGCAGCAUCUUCUCCAUCGUCAAGACCAGCUCUCUGGAGACAGACGUCCUCGAGGAGGUGGAGAUGAUGGUGGAGAGCCUCCUGGACGCGCUGUUGCAGACUCUGCUCACCAUCAUGAGCAAACCGCACGCUCAGGAGGCGGUAAGAGGGCAGCGCUGCCCGCAGUGCACAGCGGAGAUCACUGGUGAGUACGUGUCCUGCCUUCUCUCGCUGCUCCGCCAGAUGUGUGACACCCAUUACCAACACCUCCUGGAGAACUUUCAGAGCAAAGAUGAGCUCAAGGAGUUCCUGCUGAAGAUCUUCUGUGUGUUCCGGAACCUCAUGAAGAUGAGUGUCUUCCCUCGGGACUGGAUGGUGAUGAGACUGCUCACGAGCAACAUCAUUGUUACCACGGUGCAGUACCUGUCCUCAGCACUGCACAAGAACUUCACCGAGGCCGACUUCGACUUUAAGGUGUGGAAUUCGUACUUCAGCCUCGCGGUUCUGUUCAUAAACCAGCCAAGCCUCCAGCUGGAAGCUGUCGCUUCAGCCAAGAGGAAGAAGACCCUGGAUAAGUAUGGGGACAUGCGUGUGAUGAUGGCUUACGAGCUGUUCAGCAUGUGGCAGAAUUUGGGUGAACAUAAGAUCCACUUCAUUCCCGGGAUGAUUGGCCCUUUUUUGGGUGUGACGCUGGUCCCACAGCCAGAAGUGCGGAAUAUCAUGAUCCCUAUCUUUCACGACAUGAUGGACUGGGAACAGAGGAAAAACGGCAACUUCAAACAGGUGGAAGCCGAGCUGAUUGACAAGCUGGACAGCAUGGUCUCAGAAGGCAGAGGCGAUGAGAGCUACAGGGAGCUCUUCAGCCUGCUAACCCAGCUGUUUGGGCCCUACCCCAGCCUGCUGGAGAAGGUUGAGCAAGAGACAUGGCGUGAGACCGGCAUUUCCUUUGUGACCUCGGUCACCCGCCUCAUGGAGCGUCUCCUGGACUACAGGGACUGCAUGAAAGGAGAGGAGACAGAGAACAAGAAGGUCGGCUGCACCGUGAACCUAAUGAACUUUUACAAAUCUGAGGUCAACAAGGAAGAAAUGUACAUCCGCUACAUCCACAAGCUCUGUGACAUGCACUUGCAGGCAGAGAACUACACGGAGGCCGCAUUCACCCUGCUCCUCUACUGUGAGCUGCUGCAGUGGGAAGACCGGCCACUGCGGGAGUUCCUCCACUACCCACCCCAGACGGAGUGGCAGCGGAAAGAGGGACUAUGCCGGAAGAUCAUCCACUACUUCAACAAGGGCAAGAGCUGGGAGUUUGCGAUCCCGCUGUGCCGGGAGCUGGCCUGCCAGUAUGAGAGCCUCUACGACUACCAGAGCCUCAGCUGGAUCCGGAAAACGGAGGCCAGCUACUACGACAGCAUCAUGGAGCAGCAGCGCCUGGAGCCCGAGUUCUUCAGGGUGGGCUUCUACGGCAGGAAGUUCCCCUUCUUCCUUCGGAACAAGGAGUACGUGUGCCGAGGCCAGGACUACGAGCGGCUGGAGGCCUUCCAGCAGAGGAUGCUCAGCGAGUUCCCGCAGGCCGUGGCCAUGCAGCACCCAAACCACCCUGAUGACGCCAUCCUGCAGUGCGACGCCCAGUACUUACAGAUCUACGCGGUGACCCCCAUCCCAGACCCCGUGCACGUCCUGCAGAUGGACAGGGUGCCUGACCGGGUCAAAAGUUUCUACCGCGUCAACAACGUGAGGAAAUUCCGGUACGACCGGCCUUUUCACAAAGGCCCCAAGGACAAGGAGAAUGAAUUCAAGAGCCUGUGGAUCGAACGCACCACCCUGACCCUGACCCACAGCUUGCCCGGCAUCUCCAGGUGGUUCGAGGUGGAGCGGCGGGAAUUGGUGGAGGUGAGCCCUUUGGAGAAUGCCAUUCAAGUGGUUGAAAACAAGAACCAGGAGCUGCGGGCCCUCAUCAGCCAGUACCAGCACAAGCAGGUGCACGGGAAUGUCAACCUGCUCAGCAUGUGCCUGAACGGGGUCAUCGACGCUGCCGUCAAUGGGGGCAUCGCACGCUACCAGGAGGCCUUCUUCGAUAAGGAUUACAUCACCAAGCACCCCGGAGACGCGGAGAAGAUCACCCAGCUCAAGGAGCUCAUGCAGGAACAGGUCCAUGUCCUGGGUGUCGGACUGGCAGUACACGAGAAGUUUGUCCACCCAGAAAUGCGGCCUCUGCACAAGAAGCUCAUCGACCAGUUCCAGAUGAUGCGGGCCAGCCUGCACCACGAGUUUCCAAGCUUGGACAAGCUAAGUCCCGCGUGCUCAGGCGCCAGUACACCCCGGGGAAACGUCCUGGCUUCCCAUAGUCCCCUGAGCCCCGAGAGCUUCAAGAUGACCCACCGGCACAGCCCCAUGACGUUGAUGGGCACUGGCCGGCACUCGUCGUCCUCUGUGUCCUCACACGCGUCCAGCGAGGCCGGGAACGUGGUGAUGCUGACUGACGGCACCGUGGGCGAGGCCCCCGAGGAGCUGUACCACCACAUGCAGCUCACGUACCCCAGCCCCAGGCACCAGGGCUCGGCCUCCAACGUGUCUGUGCUGUCCUCGUCCCAGGCGAGCCCUUCCUCCUCCAGCCUGAGCUCCACCCACUCCGCGCCGUGCCAGAUGGUCACCUCUGCCCCCUCGAGUGCCCGAGGCUCUCCCUCUCUGCCAGAUAAGUACCGCCAUGCCCGGGAGAUGCUGCUGCUGCUUCCCACACACCGGGAUCGCCCGAGCAGCGCCAUGUACCCAGCAGCCAUCCUGGAGAACGGACAGCUGCCCAGUUCCCAGCGGGCCCUGUUCCAGCAAGUGGUGGGAGCCUGCAAACCCUGCAGCGACCCCGACCUGUCUGCGGCUGAAAAAGGUAUCAUUGACCCCCUGCCCGUGCCCAUCCUGAGGGUCUCUCUCCUGUUCCUGAGCACCAGCUGGCCAGGGCUGAGCCACCGGCCCCACUCCCCAGGGUCGGUCUGUCUGUCCAGAGUCCCGGCCGAGGCCUGUGCACAGUGUUUCCACCUUCAGCUGCGUGGCGCUCGUUUGUCUGCCUCUCUCCCUCCACAAGGCUUCCCCUCACAGCUGCCCCAGCGGCCCCCGCCUGAGCUCACACCUGCCAAGCCUGCCUGA